This is a messenger RNA of Boleophthalmus pectinirostris (great blue-spotted mudskipper), 1310 nucleotides long. RefSeq lists its product as uncharacterized. Gene Ontology annotation, cellular component: plasma membrane. The transcript is spliced from 7 exons. Gene Ontology annotation, molecular function: transmembrane signaling receptor activity. Lineage: Eukaryota; Metazoa; Chordata; Actinopteri; Gobiiformes; Gobiidae. The record is from RefSeq and is a predicted model, not a curated record. Bases 79 to 1083 code for a protein of 334 amino acids.
CUUUUAUUUUGAGAAGUGGUUACAGCGUAGUUCCUGCUUCACAACAAACCGAGUGCGACAAACUGUACAGACGCAAAAAUGAAGCUUUGUCACGUCGCCGUCAUUUUACACGUGCUGUAUGGACUGUCUGGUUUCAUCAGAGCAGAGGAUGUUCAUCUUGUGGCUGAAGGAGGAAACAUCACAGUUGAAUGUCAGUUUUAUAGAAAUGGACACAUGAAGAUCUUCUGUAAAAAUAACUGUGACAAAGAAGAAAACAUUUUGGUCAAGACUUCAGAAAAUGAGAGAUGUGAAGGAAGAUACUGCAUUAAAUAUGAGUACAAAGGUUUAUUGAAUCUUGAUAUCAUGUACGUGAACAUCACCAAUGUGACCAAAUCUGACACCGGACGAUACCAGUGUGUUGUGGAAAGAAACAUAAUAAAUGGAAACCAUGAAUUUAGGAUUAAAGUCACAAAAAAUGCAGCUUUAAAUCCAACUUAUACUCUUCAACCAGAACCUACAGUCACUGUGAAACCCACCACUGAUAUGGACCUGACUGUACAAACAGGUGACCAGACUUCACUCAUGUCUGUGACUACAACACAACAGUCCACAACAUCUUCUGAUCAUGAGCAGCAGACAAAACCAUCAGGAGUAUCACCGCUGUACGUGAGUCUGUCUCUCGUCGCUGUACUAAUCCUGUUACUCGCUGCUCUGCUGAUAUUCUACUGUAAGAAGAGAACCAAAGCAUCUCCUGUGACUACGGAAUACGGGUCAACUCCUGUGACCCACAGAGUCUAUGAGGAGAUCCCAGACAACAGAACUUCUCGUCCAGUGGAAAUGUCCACAGUUUAUGCUUCAGCCUCCUUCAGUGGACCUGAAGACCACACUUCAGAUGUCUACAGUCUGGCCACAGCCCCGGGAGACCAGCACCAAGUGGAGGAAUCUAUAGACCAAGUCACCUACACUGAAGUGGACUUUACCAACAGCAAAAAUAUGUCAGAAAACGGCGCUUCCCAGAGACGGGCUGAGGCAGCGCUGUACGCUGUAGUUCAGCCCCAAAAUGAAGACUCCCUUUACUCCACAGUUUCUCGACCAAAGCAUUAAUUCUGGUGGUGCUUCUCACUGUAGAGUCUCAAGUUAACUGCACAAGAAAAUGUUUAUAAUUAUUUAUAUUUUUAAGAUUGCUGUAUUUUCCGGUCAAUAGGGACACGCCAUUAAAGGUUGUAUGGAGGAUUUUUUUUGUUUCAAAUUGUCAGUGAUAGAUUAUAGAUGCAGUCGCCUUGUAAUUAUGAUGACCAAAAAAAAGAGAAUAAAAAUUCAUCAACUCUGGA